AUGUUCUUCCGUCUAGCAACACGAGCCCUCCCCCGUCAAGCCCUCGCGCUGCCACGGCGCCAGGCACUUUUACCUUUCCGUCAAUACUCAGCUGGUGGUGCUCUGUCGGCAGAGGCCAUCCAAACGCGUAUCCUCGACGUAUUGAAAGGUUUUGAGAAAGUAGAUCCUUCAAAGCUCACCGCUACCGCCUCCUUCACAAAUGACCUCGGGCUCGACAGCCUUGACGUUGUCGAGGUUCAAAUGGCCAUAGAAGAGGAGUUCUCCAUUGAAAUCCCCGACGCCGAGGCAGACGAAAUCCAUACGGUUUCACAGGCAAUUGACUACAUCAAAAACACCCCAGCUGCUCUGUAA
Molecule: messenger RNA, 351 nt
Organism: Mycena indigotica
Lineage: Eukaryota; Fungi; Basidiomycota; Agaricomycetes; Agaricales; Mycenaceae
Product: Acyl carrier protein
Exons: 5
Coding region: 1-351 (116 amino acids)
Biological process (GO): fatty acid biosynthetic process
Cellular component (GO): mitochondrion
Molecular function (GO): acyl carrier activity; acyl binding
Source: RefSeq, a predicted model, not a curated record